This is a messenger RNA of Rhododendron vialii, 884 nucleotides long. RefSeq lists its product as uncharacterized. The transcript is spliced from 3 exons. The record is from RefSeq and is a predicted model, not a curated record. The coding region runs from base 83 to 682 and encodes 199 amino acids. NCBI's taxonomy places the organism in Eukaryota, Viridiplantae, Streptophyta, Magnoliopsida, Ericales, Ericaceae.
UAUCAUUGAUUAAUCUCUGGAAUGCUUCUCAGCCAUUGACAAGCCUACCCACCUUAUCCCCAGAGAGAGAGAGAGAAGAGAGAUGAUGAAGAUCAACCAAUUAUGCACUGCAAUUGCUCUUCUCGCUGUACUACAACUUUCAGUACUAACCAAUGCAGUUUCUCAACCAGCGGAAAUUGAGGUCCCAACUCCACAACCAUGGCCGGAACAAUUCCACGCACUUUUGUACAUGAAUUUGUCGAAGGCACAGCUCCAAAUCAGCAAUUUAUAUUAUGAUUGGCCCAACCGCCGCAAUGUCAACAUAUUUCAGAAGCAACUUGGUGUUCUAUUAUACGACAUCGAGUGGAACAACGGUACAACCUUCUACUACACAUUGGGCGAGAAUGGGACGUGCAUGAUCAUGCAGUUUGACGUCGGAAUCCUCCGGCCGGACUUUCUCGACGGAGCCGACUACCUUGGAACACAAGUCACUGAUGGGUUUCUCUGCAAUGUGUGGGAGAAGGUAGAUUUCAUUUGGUACUAUGAGGAUGUGCUCACGAAGAGGCCCGUUCGAUGGGAUUUCUAUGAUGGAAUUUCCACGCACGUGAUUACCUUCGAGAUUGGUGAAUUAUUGCAAGAUUCUUUCACUCAAGCUCCUGCAUACUGCUUUACUAGUCAAGAAGACAGACAAAGAGCUGCUUAAUUAAUUAGUGUUGAGUAAAACGAAUAUAUUACUACUAAUUUACACAAGUGAAGUGAAUAAUAAUUAAUGUCUUGUGGAUACAUGUAAUGAUCAAUUAAUGUCAGCACGAUCGGAUCAAUGCUGCUGCCCUUUUGGAUCUUGAAUUUCUAAACAGAUCGAGUCGUCGAAUGAAAUGAAAGAAAAAUACUGUUAGAUCGAGAAA